Coregonus clupeaformis (lake whitefish) is the source of this 1653-nucleotide messenger RNA. RefSeq names its product ras-related protein Rap-2a-like. Gene Ontology annotation, cellular component: plasma membrane. The transcript is spliced from 3 exons. The coding region runs from base 244 to 798 and encodes 184 amino acids. Lineage: Eukaryota; Metazoa; Chordata; Actinopteri; Salmoniformes; Salmonidae. Gene Ontology annotation, biological process: negative regulation of cell migration; Rap protein signal transduction. The record is from RefSeq and is a predicted model, not a curated record. Gene Ontology annotation, molecular function: GDP binding; GTPase activity; GTP binding.
GGUGUGGUCGUCAUUGAGAUGGGAGACAGAUCGCAUAAAGGCCUACGGACACCGAUGAGAGACGAGAUAUUUUGUCACCACCCGCGAGAAUGGCGACUGAAGAAUGUCAGAAAGGCAUAAGUGGUGGACAUAGAGUGAUGCAAUUCGGAAUGUUACUACAUAUGCCAGCCUAACCUUUCCAGCAAGGAGGCAGUGGCAUUUUUACAAAUUAUUCUAAUCAUCCUUGACGGCAUCAGUGGGGCAAUGCGUGAGUAUAAAGUCGUGGUCCUCGGCAGCGGAGGUGUCGGCAAGUCUGCUCUCACCGUGCAAUUUGUGACCGGAACCUUCAUAGAGAAGUAUGACCCGACAAUUGAAGAUUUUUAUCGAAAGGAGAUCGAGGUGGAUUCCUCCCCGUCGGUGCUGGAGAUUCUGGACACUGCUGGGACAGAGCAGUUUGCUUCUAUGAGAGACCUUUACAUCAAGAACGGCCAGGGCUUCAUACUAGUCUACAGUCUGGUCAACCAACAGAGUUUCCAAGACAUCAAGCCAAUGAGAGAUCAGAUCAUCAGAGUUAAAAGGUACGAGAGUGUGCCGGUGAUCCUUGUGGGGAACAAGGUGGACCUGGAGGGAGAGAGGGAGGUGUCGUGUGGAGAGGGCCAGGCUUUGGCCGAGGACUGGGGCUGUCCCUUCCUGGAGACCUCAGCCAAGAGCAAGAACAUGGUGGACGAGCUGUUCACUGAGAUCGUCCGACAGAUGGACUCGUCCUCGCUGCCCGACAGAGAGGAACCCUGCUGCGGCUUAUCCUGCCGUAUACAAUAGCUUGGGGGGGGGGUCUGUGAGAGUGUGGCGGACAGGGGGCUGGACAAAUAGGAGCCCUGCUGCUCCGUCUGCAGUAUUUACCAGCUCCAGGGGGGUGGCGGUGUGAGAGGGUGACAGCGGGAGGGGCCAAGACAGGACAAUACUGCCCCCAAUGAAUAAAACACGUUUGUGACGGUGAGCUAUCCAAGUAUUUAGGUCUCAGGCAAGGUUAUUCUUCAUGCGACAGUGAUACACCGAACUCCCUCUAUUACACAUUCGCCAGAGAAGCAUGUGGCAACAGGGGUCAAAGAAAACAGAUAAACAUUCUAGGCCUACAUAGUGUGUUGACUCAAAAGGAUGGCGCAGAGCAUGGGACACUGUUGAGUACGUACAAUCAAACUCACCAAGACAGAAGGAUGGACAGAAGCACAGACAGACAGAAAGACAGUCUAAACGCUCUAUUAAAUCCGUAUCGCGAAAGAUCAGCGUUACAGUGUGAUAGAAAUUUAAAGCCAAUUUUCUGGUGUUAGCGGAGACUGCAUAUGUCGGCUCAAUUGGAAAUAACCUUUACGUUUCUAUUGUGCAAUCUGUAAUGCUUCACAUAGAUCAGGCUGACGUCAUCUGUGCAUCUCUGUUGCCAUACACAACAAAUUGUUUGCCUUGUUACCUGAGGUUCGUGGUUGACUUCAGAUGUUUUUAUGUGUACAGUUGCAUUUAAUCUCCCACUUCAGAGACAAAAUGGUAAAAAAGUUUUAUUUUGCACCUCAUUAAAUUAAUCUUCAACAAACGUGGAAAAAUAGUCAAAUGUAUUUAAUGACAUGAUGUUAUACAUUGAACGGUGUGAUGAAAUGCGAUAGAUUUGUUUUACAAUUAUUA